Closterium sp. NIES-65 is the source of this 1752-nucleotide messenger RNA. The record is from the annotation of a GenBank genome assembly. Lineage: Eukaryota; Viridiplantae; Streptophyta; Zygnematophyceae; Desmidiales; Closteriaceae.
AUGGCCUCCCCUAGCGUUCUCACCUUUGACGAUGAGGGUCGGACAGUGAACUUUGAGGUCUGGGUAGAUGAUCUGCAGCUUUUCCUGCAGUGCGAUAGGGCAGACGGCCUCUCCCUAUUUGACCUCACUUGUGGUGCCUCCCCUGCCCCUACUGCUGAUGCUGACGCCACUAUUCGCUCAGAGUGGGCCACAUGUGAUGUUGCUGCUCACCUUGUUGUGCGCCGUCACUUACCGACCACUGAGCGUGCACACUUUAGCCAGUACAAGAGUGCUCAGACCUUGUACAACGCUGUAGUUGCACGCUACUCUUCCCCUGCCACAGCUGCACUGAGCCGCCUCAUGCUACCGUACCUCUUCCCUGACCUUGCUGCCUUUCCCACUGUCGUAGACCUCAUUACGCACCUCCGCACUAGUAACACUCGCUACCGCGCUGCGCUUCUUGCUGAGUUCUGCGCCAAGAACCCCCCCCCCCCCCCCCAUGUACAUCACCCUCUACUACAUAGUCACCCGGCUCCGGGUGUUCUCCCCCCCCCCCCCCCCCUCUUGCUUUCUAUUGCCUCUACUGCUGCGGUCGACCUCGUUGGUUUUGAGUCGGUCGGCGCUGCGUUUGUCCCAAGCGGGAGACGCCGCACCGGCAAGGGCAAGGGGGGCAAGGGCACUGGAGGGGCUGGAGGGGGCGGUGGAGGUGGUGGUGGAGGCGGUGGAGGGAGUGGGGGUGGUGGUGGGAGUGGUGCGGGGGGUGGCAGCGGCGCCGGCAGCAGUGGAGGCGGCGGAGGCGGUGUAGGUGGCGGAAGGAGUGGAGGAGGCGGAGGUGGCGGAGGAGGCGGAGGUGGAGGAGGCUGCGGAGGCGGCGGAGGUGGCGGCGGCGGAGGAGGCGGCGGUGGUGGAGAGAGUCGCGACUCUGCACAGAGGAGUAGCGCAGGUGGUGGUCAGCGACAGCAGCAGUUGCGGAGUGGUGUGACCCUGUCCCCUCAGCAGCUUCGUGAGUGGUACACUGCGCGCCAGCGCGGUGGGGGUUUUGGUCCCUGCUCUUACGUCCUCCGUACCGGUGACCGCGCUGGUGAGCAGUGCGGAGGCCCGCACUCCACCCAGCGCUGCUUUGGUCGCCUGACGGACGCGUGGCGUCGCCAGUUCCCUGAGGCCUCAGAGAUCCCUCGCUGCGGAGAUCUGGCUAAGGCCGGGGUUGCUAUCUUUGAUCUUGACUUUGAUGCUACCCUUGCUGCCAUGUAUGCUGUUGAUACUAGUGUUGAGGGUGCCUGUUACCUGUGUGUACCGCCUGACCCGCUCAUCGAGGCCACUGCUCUGGGUGCUAAUGAGACUGCUGCUCUAGGUGCUAGUGCGUCUUCUGCCCCAGGUGCUGGUGAGUCUGCUCUCUCAGGUACUGCUCGGCCGGUUGCAGUCUCCCUUGCAGACCCCUCUGGGGGUCCUGUCCUUGCCAGCUUGUCCACUGUCCUUCCAUGCCCUGCAGCCCCCUCUGGCACCCUGUCUGGUCUCUACCUCCCCUCGUUCUCUACGAACUUGGGGCGACAGCGAGCCGCCCCUCACUCCUCCGAGUUUCCUUCGACAGAGGCUCCGCAGCAGACGCUACACAUGGACGUGUGGGGCCGAGCCCGCGUCAGUGGGAAGGGGGGAGAGCGGUACUUUCUGCUGGUCGUUGGUGACUACUCGCGUUACACCACAGUCUUCCCCUUGCGCAGCAAGGGUGACGUCACUGAGGUGUUGAUUGAGUGGAUCCGCGCAGCUCGUCUCUAG